AUGGUGAAGCUACUUGCGUGCUCGAGAUGCAAGAGUCUCUAUUAUUGCUCUCGAGAGUGUCAAAAGGCAGACUGGCCGUUGCACAAGAACAUCAUAAAUAUGAACCAACACAUCGAACGGCUCUCCCUCACGGAUCCAUCUGCAGCACAGAAGGCGAAACACUGGCUUGAAUGGCAGAUGUCCAUUGACAGCUGGGCCUACGCUAGCGCACUGCGGUUGCAGAAAAACCCUGGCCGGGCGCACACACACCUCGUCCUCGAGAAGUCAGUGUACACUCCCGACGCGGGCCCGCUGGCCACAGACAAGUUCACGAUCGUCGGAUGCACCGUACUCCGCAUAGCGGACAUGCUCGGCCAUAUCGAGCUCGGUAUGAAGCUCGGUCCCGGCGAGGGCGCGGGAUUGUGCAUGAGUGUGCUGCAGGACAGGCGUGAAGUAGGACCUGGAAAUCCGCUCAUCCCAUUCCUGAUUAUCAGACUCGACGGAGGAAUCGUCAACAUGUCGCUCGGUCGUGGUCUGCAUUCCUUGCUAACCUAUUGCUCAACGUACGCUCACCCGCUCCUCGUGGUAGGUUUCGUGGCGACCAAACAGCUCGAAGAGACAGAGUAUAACCCGAACUGGCGUCAAGACGUAAAUAAGGCCCGCCCUCCUCCUCCCAAGUUCCAGUAUCGCAACUGCAGGGACGCGGAAUUCGACUGA
This is a messenger RNA of Fomitopsis serialis, 696 nucleotides long. RefSeq lists its product as uncharacterized. The record is from RefSeq and is a predicted model, not a curated record. Bases 1 to 696 code for a protein of 231 amino acids. The transcript has 3 exons. Lineage: Eukaryota; Fungi; Basidiomycota; Agaricomycetes; Polyporales; Fomitopsidaceae.